AUGGACUCGUCCCAGAUGGAGAUACUACCUCAGAAGACAGGAUUGUACCGGGAACGCAGCAUAAGAUUCAAUUGUGUAGCCGUGGAUAUUAGAUUACAUGGGAUCACGACGAACGAUCCGCUUCCCGAAGGUUACAGUGCACAGGACACUGCUGAAGACGUCGCGUUGUUCAUGUUACCCGCCUGCCACAUCGUGGGCUUGUCGAUGGGCAGUAUGGUAGCGAUCUCCCUCGCUGUCUACUAUCCAAAUCAAGUCGCCUCUCUUUUCCUUGUGUCGCCGCUAGGGCUGGAGGAGCCGGCAGAUGUCGCCGAUGGCCGACGGGAAAUAGCGGAGAACUGGAGGGAAGCGUUCAAGACAGGCGAGCCUGACAUGGCAGCCAUCUCUGACUCUGUCUACGGCGCCCAUCAAUUAGGUUUCAGCGAUAAUCUCAACGACUUUGUGAACGUGCUAACUAAUAUCCUAAUUCCUCCGGCCUUGAAGAAUUCUGUUCCUGGUUUCUUUGAACACUUUCUCGGAUACGCCCCUGUCAAGUCGAUCCAUUGCCUAGGGAGCAUUGCAUACCCUCAAGAAUACUCGGAAAUUUUUAUGCAACAGCUUAAAGAUGCUGCAGUAAAUGUCGGCAUGGCCACCAUACCAGAAGCACCACACUUCGGCGUUGUAACACACGGGGAUAUUGUUAACCAACUACAUGCAUUCAUCAUAGACAGCUGUCGGACGUCUGUUCCUCCGGCACCCCAAGAAGUCAGCUCUCCGUGA
This is a messenger RNA of Desarmillaria tabescens, 756 nucleotides long. RefSeq names its product Alpha/Beta hydrolase protein. Bases 1 to 756 code for a protein of 251 amino acids. The record is from RefSeq and is a predicted model, not a curated record. NCBI's taxonomy places the organism in Eukaryota, Fungi, Basidiomycota, Agaricomycetes, Agaricales, Physalacriaceae. The transcript has 6 exons.